CAAGUUUACGAGUUGUCGUAAUAUUUAUUUUUUCAGAUGCUCGUCGAAUAUGUUAUAUGUUGAUCGAUUUUACGGCAAACGGUCUAAAAUCUGCACUGAGCGCCCGGGAGAGCGAGUACCUGUACGAGAAGAUUAAAUCCAAGUACGAUCGUAUUCGAUACGAGCAUUCGCUCGCUUCGCAGAAAUAUAUCUCGCCGGAAAUUCAAGUUGAGAACGAGCAUCCCAUCCAUCGACCCCACAAAAGUAUCUCCAAAAAAUCGAAAGUCUAUUUGGCCGAUGAUAUGAUGGGAAAUAAGGAGAGGAUAAGGAAAAAGCACAAGGAUCGAAUCACGUUGUCCAAGUCACGUCAUCUUCGCAGCAGUAUGAAAGAUAUCUCUAUGGGUGAUUGCGCGGAAAUCUCCAAACCGAUCUAUUUUUAUCCCGAAAAAUUGGACGAUUUUCAGAAAUACGUGAAGACAAGUUUGUCUGGUUUGAAACGCGAUAAGAAUUUAGAGAAUUACACGCUUUUGAUCAGUGGCAAUCCACAACAAAUGGCGAUAUUCGAUCAGAAGUUCGAUAAGGAAGACAUGGUGAUUGUUCAAGAUCCGUACAUGAAAGUGGAGUACAAGGAAUGCGGCACUUCCACCGACAAACUGUCGGCGAAAGUGGAAGCCUCAAGCUCGGACCAAGAGGGACCAACUAGAGAUCUUAACGAGAAUGUAAUGGAUACCCAAUAAAUUGAAGAAUUUAUACGA
This is a messenger RNA of Apis dorsata (giant honeybee), 734 nucleotides long. RefSeq lists its product as uncharacterized. The transcript has 3 exons. NCBI's taxonomy places the organism in Eukaryota, Metazoa, Arthropoda, Insecta, Hymenoptera, Apidae. The record is from RefSeq and is a predicted model, not a curated record. The coding region runs from base 57 to 716 and encodes 219 amino acids.